ACUAAAGACUCCACUCACUCACAUAUAUAACGUAUAUUACUACACACACACACACACACGCGUUUAGAGAGAGGAAACAGAAUUUUAGCGGAAAUCUAGAGAGAGAGGAGGCAAGAAUGGAGGGAGGGAACGAUAACAACGGCGAAGACGAAAUCCUAGGUUCGAGUUUGACGAUGGAAAAAGUCGCCGCUGCCAAACAGUUCAUCGAGAAUCACUAUAAGAAUCAGAUGAAAAGCAUACAGGAACGAAAAGAAAGGCGAUGGAUACUCGAAAGAAAGUUAGCGUCUUCAGAUGUGCCCAAAGAGGAACAGAUGAAUCUAAUUAAAGAUCUAGAACGAAAGGAGACCGAGUUUAUGAGACUAAGAAGGAACAAGAUAUGUGUUGAUGAUUUUGAGCUUCUUACCAUCAUUGGGCGUGGAGCCUUUGGUGAGGUCCGAUUAUGUCGAGAGAGAAAAUCAGGGAAUAUUUAUGCCAUGAAGAAGUUAAAGAAAUCUGAAAUGCUUUCAAGAGGACAGGUGGAACACGUAAGGGCUGAGAGGAAUCUAUUGGCAGAAGUGGGCAGCCACUGCAUAGUCAAAUUGUACUACUCUUUUCAGGAUGCUGAGUAUUUAUAUCUUAUCAUGGAAUAUCUCCCUGGUGGUGACAUGAUGACUUUGCUGAUGAGAGAAGACACACUCUCUGAAAAUGUGGCUAAAUUUUACAUUGCUCAAAGCGUGCUGGCAAUUGAGUCAAUUCACAAACACAAUUAUAUUCACAGGGAUAUCAAGCCAGACAACCUUCUCCUGGAUAAGAAUGGCCACAUGAAGCUCUCAGACUUUGGUCUUUGCAAGCCACUUGAUUGUAGAACUUUAUCCACAGUGAAUGAAAACGAGGCUUUGGAUGAUGAAAAUAUAAGGGAACCAAUGGACAUUGAUGGCCGCUUUCCUGAUGCUGCGAAUGGUAGUAAUUGGAGAAGUCCUCAGGAACAACUUCAGCACUGGCAGAUGAAUAGGAGAAAAUUGGCAUUUUCAACUGUGGGUACGCCUGACUAUAUUGCUCCAGAAGUGCUGUUGAAGAAGGGAUAUGGCGUGGAGUGUGACUGGUGGUCGCUGGGUGCAAUCAUGUAUGAGAUGCUUGUUGGCUACCCCCCUUUUUACUCUGAUGACCCAAUGACCACGUGCAGGAAGAUUGUUCACUGGCGAAAUCACCUGAGAUUUCCUGAAGAUACCAAACUCAGUCCUGAGGCAAAAGAUCUCAUAUGUAGGUUACUAUGCGAUGUGGAACAUAGGCUUGGAACUAGGGGAGCAGCCGAGAUAAAGGUUCACCCUUGGUUCAUGGAUAUUGAAUGGGAGAAACUGUAUGAAAUGGAUGCAGCCUUUAAACCAGAGGUUAACGGAGAGCUGGAUACCCGGAACUUUAUGAAGUUUGAUGAAUUGGAUCCUCCAACAUCAUCAAAGUCUGGCUCGGGAUCAUCUCGGAAGAUGCAUCUUACUCCAAAAGACUUGAAUUUUGUGGGCUAUACUUACAAGAACUUUGAUGCUGUCAAGGCACUACGCAAUUCAUCGGAUCAUACGAGGGGCACAUCAGCGGGCGUGCCAUCAGGUGACUCCAUGUCAGGUGAUCCUGGGGCACGACAAAUGAGCAUGGGAACUCCCGAUGAAACAGAUGUACAAAUGAUCGCAUCAACAGAUGAUGCAAUGUCUCCAUAGUAGCAAUACACCAAAAUGGUUUGGCAAUUUGGAAAUACUAAGCAUGGUGGCGUACGCCUGUAUAUUUGUAGGUUUCUCGCCCCUAUUAAGUAUUUGAUGUAAGUUUUGGUGGUGCAUUGUGUUCUUCUGCAGAACCAUCAUUCAAGUGUACAGUGUGAUGGCGCCAAAAGCGUUUCAAUUUUUAGGCCAUUCUGUUAUCAUCCUGUUACUAGAGAAGUGUGUAAUUGGAAAUUAGACUAGUUUGUAUGGGUACUGGUCCUGGCUGCCCAGGUUGGCAGGGGAACUUGCCUUCUCUUGUGGCAGUUUCUGAUCAGACAUUAACCUGGACUUUCAUCACUGCUUCGAGGAACUAACUCUUGUGUUUUCUGCAAGAGAAGUGUUUUCAGGGUGGCUGGCUAUAUUAUUUUCAGGUGUUGGAACUUA
Sesamum indicum (sesame) is the source of this 2111-nucleotide messenger RNA. RefSeq lists its product as uncharacterized. Gene Ontology annotation, molecular function: protein serine/threonine kinase activity; ATP binding. NCBI's taxonomy places the organism in Eukaryota, Viridiplantae, Streptophyta, Magnoliopsida, Lamiales, Pedaliaceae. The record is from RefSeq and is a predicted model, not a curated record. Gene Ontology annotation, biological process: protein phosphorylation.